CUGAAGGGACCUAAAGUUAUUUUUAAAGCUGUCGAUUCCCCUCUCCCUUUCAUUCUAAAAAGGCUGCAAAAUCUCACAUUGAACCGGACAGCCCCAUAUUUAGCAGCCUCUGUGAAGGCAGAAUCAUGAAGAAGAUCCCAUUUUUGUCACCGGUGAAAGACACCUGUCACUACCCUGACAACGGUGAGAUGCUGAGCAAGUCCAAUGGGGGCUUUCCCACAGUGACGCAGGAUGACAGCAGUGGCAUCGGGUCUGAUAUCACCACCCCUCCCCGGAAGAAACGGAAGCGCUGCAAGCUUUGUGUCCCAUGUCUGAGGAAGGAAAAUUGUGGAACUUGCACCCAUUGUGUGAACCGAAGGACCAGCCACCAGGUUUGCAAGAUGAGAAAGUGUGAAGUCUUGAAGAAGAGAAAGUCGGGUGGUCUGAACCAGACUGGUUUGGAGUGCAGCUCAGUUGAUGGACCCCAAACAGGCCAAAUGGAAGAAGGGCUAUUUAACCAUGUUGAAGAAAGAAGGCUAAAUGAGGGUGAUGGGCCUGGCCUGGCAAACGGCGGAAGGGAGCAAACGGCUGGAAAAGGGGCUAUGAUAAUGGAAACAGGCACAUGGCUUGGCAGUCCACAUACCGAGCAAAAAGCCGACUGGGAGGGCAUGCCAGCUGCCCUUAGCCAAGGUGAUUCCACCAACGCCAACUUGGAAGAUGCUCAAAACCUGGUGGCUUUCUCCGCAGCAGCAGAAGCAGCCAUGUCUUCGCAUGGAAUGGGACCUCCAUCUUCCCCUUCAUUACUGAGCAUGCAAUUGUACGAGAAGUUUAAUGCCGAGAUGAAUCGAAGUGGGACAGGGGAUGGUCCGGCCAUGCCUCCUUCCAACAGCUGCCCUGACAUUGAGGAUCUGAAUGCUCUCAAGGCUGCUCUUGCUCUGGCAAAACACGGCAUGAAGCCACCCAACUGCAACUGUGAUGGACCAGAGUGCCCAGACUACCUGGAAUGGUUGGAAAACAAGAUCAAGUCAGCCACCGUAGAGGACCAGAGUUGUACCCCCCAGCUUCUCAACCAAGCUUCUGAACCUCCCUUAGACAAUGGUGCUAAUCAAAAGCAGGUGCCUGCUGCAGAUGAGAAGCUAACUCUGUGCCCAUCGGAGGCUCUCCCCCUUUCCCAAAGUGCACUGAAUAUUGCUAAGGAGAAGAACAUCAGCCUCCAGACAGCCAUCGCCAUUGAAGCCCUCACACAACUAUCGUCAGUUCUUCCUGAGGCCGCCAAAGAGGCUCCACCCCCUCCCCAGAGCCCUCUGCAAGCCAUGGCCUUCACCUCCAAGGAGCAGCUGGUCCAGCCUUCCACCUUCCCGGCACACAUCCCUAAUUCGGUGCUAUCUGUGUCCAGUGCCGAGCUGUACCAGAGCCAGGCCUCGAAAGCCUAUGCCAGCCACAACCUGCCCCAGGCACCUGUGUCCUUGGCUUCCUCCUCCUGGCAGCAGGGUACAAAAGGUGCUCAGGAGAUGGCUCCUUAUUGCCUCAAUCGCAACAAUGGCCAUUUGGACACUUCAGGUCUGUUUCCCAACUGCACCUCCACCCCACAGAAGGCAGAUUUCCCUGAGCAGUGGAGUGAAGAAAGUAAGCUCAAAAACAACCUCUGGGGUCUGAACUCCAACCCAUCCCUGUCCUCUUUGGCAAGUGAUCCCAUGGCUGAACUGGAGCAGCUUUUAGGCACUGCGGGCCAUUGCAUCAAAACAGCAUUUAAACGACCUGACAUGAUGCCUGGCAAAGUGAAAGCCAUCAAAGCAAAGCAGGAGCAGCUAGCCCAGAAGGACGAGAGCCCUGGCUAUCAUAAGCCAGCCUCCUCCAGCCAGCAAUUGUCCCAGCUUCUGCAAGAGACAAACUUCCAUAAGAAGACUCAGAAGGUUCUUCAGCAGCAUCUCCACCACAAACGUAGCCUCUUCCUUGACCAGAACCUGCCUCAGGGAGCCCCCCAGGAGCAGCUGCCCAGCUGGUGGACUCCCAAGUCACAGCAGGCCCAGCCUCAGAAGUCAUCAGAGAAGUCCCCCAAGGAGAGGAAGAAAAAGAUCCAGGUGGAAAAAGGUGCUCAAGUCAAACCGGUCCGUAAGCAGGUCCAGAUUAAAAAAUCCAAGCAGAAGGACUCUCAGCCCCUCUUCCUGCCUGUGAGACAGAUCAGCUUAGAAGGGCUCCGCUCAGCUGCCCCACUGGAGCGCCUAAGCAAAGAGAUGCAACCUGAACAGCUGCUCCCUGGGACUCCUACCAAGUUUUUGUCUCCUGCUCAGUUUACAUCCAGCCCCACAGAGCUGUCUCCCUUGCAGAAGCUACUUGAAAACAGAAGUCCUGCUCCCAACUCUCAGGAAAUGUGCCAUCCCAGCCAGGAGGAGAGCCCCUGCUACUACCCAGAGAAUGCUGCAUGCAGUUCUGCUUCUCUCAGCUCUCCUGUGCCAGGCUUUGCCCCAUGUUCAUCCACAGGUGCUUGCAGCAAUGGGCAUGAGGAAGCUUUCCACAGACCAAUGAACUCGACAGAUCACCCUCUGUUUGCCCACAAUCCAAUUACAGUGGAUGACAAGUUGGAGGAACUGAUCAAACAGUUUGAGGCUGAAUUUGGAGAAAGUUUCAGCUUGCAGAACUCUGAACUUCCAGCUCCAGGUCUGCUUACUGAUGGGUCAUUGCCAGCCCAGCCUCCUUCUCCCCCACAUCCAUUGUCUUCUCUGAGCCACUCUCCGGAGCCUCCUGGGGGCUUGGAUCCUGCUUUCCAGCCCUCGGCUGCUAAGGAUUGCACACCGCCUUCGAUGGGCACUCCCAAUGCGGGUCACAAAAUGUUCUCCCUCUUGCCGGGUGCUGAGCAGCCUUUUGAAAACCCUUUUGCUGCUCGGUCUCCCAAGCAGAUAAAAAUCGAAUCAUCUGGUGCUAUUACUGUGGUAUCCACCACGUGCUUUUACUCUGAUGAAAACCAAAACACAGACACUGCUUCCGUGGAAGGGACCCCAACCAAGGAUAAAGUGCCACUCACACCUACUCUCAGUGGAUUUUUGGAAUCUCCCUUGAAGUACCUGGACACACCAACCAAAAGUUUGCUGGACACACCAGCCAAGCGAGCUCAGGCAGAGUUCCCAACUUGUGACUGUGUGGAACAAAUAGUUGAGAAAGACGAGGGACCGUAUUACACUCAUCUGGGGUCUGGACCUACUGUGGCAUCCAUCAGGGAACUCAUGGAGGACCGGUAUGGUGAGAAGGGGAAAGCCAUCAGAAUUGAAAAGGUGAUCUAUACAGGGAAGGAGGGAAAGAGUUCUCGCGGUUGCCCUAUUGCUAAGUGGGUCAUCAGGAGACACAACUCAGAUGAGAAGCUGUUGUGCCUGGUGCGGCAUCGUGCUGGCCACCACUGCCAGAAUGCUGUCAUCAUCAUCUUGAUUCUGGCCUGGGAGGGAAUCCCUCGCACCUUGGGAGACACCCUGUACCAAGAGCUCACUGACACACUCACAAAAUAUGGAAACCCCACCACUCGACGAUGUGGGUUGAAUGAUGAUCGGACCUGUGCAUGUCAAGGCAAGGACCCCAACUCUUGUGGUGCUUCUUUCUCUUUUGGUUGCUCCUGGAGCAUGUAUUUCAACGGGUGCAAAUAUGCUCGAAGUAAAACUCCUAGGAAAUUCAGGCUAAUAGGAGACAAUCCUAAGGAGGAAGAAGUGCUCAGAAGAAGUUUCCAGGACCUGGCUACAGAAGUUGCCCCACUUUAUAAGAAGCUGGCACCCCAUGCCUAUCAAAAUCAGGUUAACAAUGAAGAUAUAGCAAUAGACUGCCGGCUUGGACUCAAAGAGGGGAGGCCCUUCUCCGGGGUGACAGCAUGUAUGGACUUCUGUGCUCAUGCUCAUAAGGAUCAGCAUAACCUCUACAAUGGGUGCACUGUGGUGUGUACCUUGACAAAAGAAGACAAUCGUACCAUCGGGCAGAUCCCAGAGGAUGAACAACUGCAUGUCCUUCCACUGUAUAAAAUGUCCCCCACAGAUGAGUUUGGCAGUGAGGAGAAUCAAGCUGCAAAGGUGGGCAGUGGGGCAAUCCAGGUGCUCACUUCCUUUCCAAGGGAAGUCAGGAAGCUUCCUGAGCCAGCCAAGUCUUGCAGGCAGAGGCAACUGGAAGCUAGGAAGGCAGCUGCCGAGAAAAAGAAAAUGCAGAAAGAGAAGCUGAUUACACCUGAAAAAAUCAAGCAGGAAGUCCUUGAGAUCCCAGCACUCCAGCAGAAUGCAGAUGCAGCCUUGAAAGGUGGAUUUCCGCAGCAGUCAGUCAAACCUUCCAUUAAAGUGGAACCUCAGAAUCAUUACAACACUUUCAAAUACAAUGGAAAUGCUGUGGUGGAAAGCUAUUCUGUGUUGGGGAACUGCAGGCCCUCUGACCCGUACAGCAUGAACAGUGUUUACUCUUAUCAUUCCUACUAUGCACAACCUAAUCUGCCUUCCAUGAAUGGGUUGCAUUCAAAGUUCUCACUUCCAUCUUUUGGGUACUAUGGAUUUUCCAGCAAUCAUAUGUUCCACUCCCAGUUUUUGAAUUAUGGUGAUACAAGGACUGCCCCUUGGCUAAACAACAGCUAUGAGAAAAAGCCUGAUGUUCAAAUGUUGCAAGAUAACUUGAGCCACGCUUACAGGAAUUCUGAAAUAGCAGAUGAAGUCCCUCCCACAGUACGAAACAAAAACCACCACCAGCGAACCUAUGAGAGAGCCAGUAGGCAUACAGGAAAAACAGUGGCUGUGCCCCAGAGAUCUAACUCAGUCCCUGCAGAAGUCCUGCCAUUUGCACAAAAUGCAAACUGUUUCAACAACCGAACGAUCAAGCAAGAGCCAGUGGACUCCUUGUCACAUAUGGAGUGCAUUCAGAGGGCUGCUUCUGUUAGUGGACAUAAUUCAAGUCUGAAGUCAUCUGAUUUGUCCCUGUCAUCUCAGAAUGGAGGAACAGAACAACGAUGGAGCCCUUAUAAAGCCAACAGAAAUGAGUCUUCUUUUGGCAGGACUAGUGACACUGAGAGCCCAUGGAACAUGUUUACGCCUAGUGACAAUGCUGGUGUGCUCAGUGCAAACACACAGAAUAAAUCAAAUUUGUUCAGCUCCCAUUCAAACACUACCAGGUUACCACAGUCCCAUCUACUGGAGAAACAGUGGAACUUAUUUCCUGGAGAAGGGCAGCCACUGCCACUUGGCUCUGACGUGCUAGGGAAGUCAUGGAGCCCCUGCAAGGCCAAUGAAAAUUCUUUGGUAUUUUCCAGUUCAACAAAUUCAAAUUUUCAGGAGAAACCCUGGAACCUUGGACAACUGAACUAUGGUUCCAGCCAGGGAAGCUCAAGGGUUCAAGAGGAGUUUUGGGGUUCUGUCAAAGUGGAUGACAGGAGGACUCCAACACCUGGCACGGGAUUACACAACAGGCCAUGGAGUUCUUUUGGUUCAUUGUCUACUAUGGCAUCAGGUGUGUGUGGAGAGAAACCAUUUACUUCCUUGAAAGCAGAAGGCAGUGCAAUGUUGCCAGGUGCUGGCCACCAAGAAAGACCUCCUUGGGACCCUUUUGGUUUAGAUGACAGCAUGGAAGAGUCAGCUGACAAGAACAUAAAGGAGGAGGGGGGAGAGGACAGGGAGGAAGAGGAGGAAAUAUGGUCAGACAGUGAACACAACUUCCUGGAUGAAAACAUUGGUGGGGUGGCAGUGGCUCCGGCCCAUGGCUCUAUUCUCAUUGAAUGUGCGAGGCGAGAGCUGCAUGCCACCACCCCUCUGAAGAAACCCAACCGAUGUCACCCCACUCGUAUCUCUCUAGUAUUCUACCAGCACAAGAACUUGAACCAGCCCAAUCAUGGACUUGCCCUUUGGGAAGCAAAAAUGAAACAGCUGGCAGAGAGAGCACGGGCAAGGCAAGAGGAGGCAGCCAGGCUCGGCCUUCAACAGGACAUCAAGGCCUUUGGCAAGAAGCGGAAAUGGGGAGGCGGCUUGGCCACAGAGCCCCAGCACAGAGAAAAAAAGGAUUCUGUCCCGACGCGGCAGGCCCUGGCCAUUCCAACAAACUCUGCUAUCACUGUGUCCUCUUAUGCCUAUACCAAGGUAACUGGACCAUACAGUCGCUGGAUAUGAGAAGAAUACUGCUCACAUGUGGCCAUCUUACCUCAAAGUCUGCGGCACUGGAAGACAGUGCUAGUUUGUGGUGCUUUUUCCUAGCGGAUGUCAGAGAGAAUACAAAUGAAAUCUAGCCAAUUGUGGCAUUUCUGAGAUCUACACUUAGAAGUCAAGUUAAAGAAACUUAUUGCUAACAUUUUUUCCAGUAAUCCAAUAUUUAUA
Molecule: messenger RNA, 6293 nt
Organism: Eublepharis macularius
Lineage: Eukaryota; Metazoa; Chordata; Lepidosauria; Squamata; Eublepharidae
Gene: TET3
Product: tet methylcytosine dioxygenase 3
Exons: 10
Coding region: 126-6089 (1987 amino acids)
Biological process (GO): oxidative demethylation; positive regulation of transcription by RNA polymerase II
Cellular component (GO): nucleus
Molecular function (GO): DNA binding; DNA 5-methylcytosine dioxygenase activity; zinc ion binding
Source: RefSeq, a predicted model, not a curated record